CUACCAUCCUGAAAGGUAUCGCAGGCAAAGAGACGUCGUAUGAUCGUCCCGAAAUUCCGCACCGCCAGUCUUCCCACCAGAGUCCUCGUACAGUACCGCCCUCGCCGCAGCAUGUCGUCAACCGUAGGAAAGGAAGAGAACGUCUGGGAUUACCCUCGGCCUCCCGCAUUAGAGAAGACUGACCGCCAUCUUCGGGUAAUCUGGGUGGAUCAGGGGGGAAUCGAGACUGUCAUCGCGGAUACCAAAGAAGGGUAUCGAGUCCUUGAAACUAGCCACCCCCCAACGUAUUACCUUCCUCCCACCUCGAUACAGCGACCCGAACUGUUCCAAAAGACCGCGAAACAUACGUUCUGCGAGUGGAAGGGUGUAGCCUCGUACUUUACCUUCAAACCUCCUACAUCCUCAUCCGACGCGUCCGGGCCGGCCUCUGUCCCUAAGAUCGAAAACCGGAUCUGGACGUACGAGAACCCCACACAGCGAUUCGUGCCGAUCAAGGAUUAUUACUGUUUCUACGCCAGUUCGGGCCAGACGAUUGAUAGAGGAUCCACUCGGGCUGGGUGGAAGUGUGAAGUUGACGGAGAGGUGGUCAAGCCUCAGGAAGGCGACUUUUAUGGCGGUUGGGUUCAUAAAGGCAUCACUGGCAAGAUGAAGGGCGCGAGGGGAACUGAGUACUGGUAGCCGGAGUCGAUCUUCAAUCGCACGAGAUCUCUCGAAAUCGGCCUUUUUGACAUGAGCUGCGACCGUCUCUUAU
Messenger RNA from Filobasidium floriforme, 751 nucleotides. RefSeq lists its product as uncharacterized. Lineage: Eukaryota; Fungi; Basidiomycota; Tremellomycetes; Filobasidiales; Filobasidiaceae. The transcript has 6 exons. The record is from RefSeq and is a predicted model, not a curated record. The coding region runs from base 40 to 678 and encodes 212 amino acids.